AUGCAAUUUGAGAGAAUACUAUUAUUUUUUACAAUCUUCAUAUCUUCAGUAUUUGGAUUAGCAGAUCAAGGUGAUGGAGGAGGAGCCAAAACAAGUGAACAAACAAUAGUCUGGAUAACAACAACAAUAAGUGGUCAAUUAACAACGGUUUCAGUAUUGUAUACUCAAUCAUUUAUGUCUACAUAUUCUGAAGCUCAAACUGAAGGAAUAAGUAGUGGUAAUGUUGGUUUAGGAUCAAUUAGUGGCUCAAUCGGAUCACAUAGAUCUUAUGAUCAAACUACUAUAUCUUCAAAAGGUGAUGCUAUUAAUGAAUUUAUGAGAUCAUAUAAUGUAUAUGGUGGUUUAUUGGGUGGAAUUGUUUUAAUACUAGGUUUAAUUUAG
Lodderomyces pseudojiufengensis is the source of this 381-nucleotide messenger RNA. It is a transcript of the gene PGA1, whose product is annotated as Pga1p. Gene Ontology annotation, biological process: fungal-type cell wall organization. Bases 1 to 381 code for a protein of 126 amino acids. The record is from RefSeq and is a predicted model, not a curated record. Lineage: Eukaryota; Fungi; Ascomycota; Pichiomycetes; Serinales; Debaryomycetaceae. The transcript has a single exon.